Corythoichthys intestinalis (scribbled pipefish) is the source of this 2981-nucleotide messenger RNA. RefSeq names its product ecto-NOX disulfide-thiol exchanger 2 (gene enox2). Gene Ontology annotation, biological process: ultradian rhythm. NCBI's taxonomy places the organism in Eukaryota, Metazoa, Chordata, Actinopteri, Syngnathiformes, Syngnathidae. The transcript is spliced from 15 exons. Gene Ontology annotation, molecular function: oxidoreductase activity; RNA binding. Bases 253 to 2277 code for a protein of 674 amino acids. The record is from RefSeq and is a predicted model, not a curated record. Gene Ontology annotation, cellular component: plasma membrane; external side of plasma membrane.
CGUCGUAGUCGCGAGGGCGGGACGAGCGUUUAAAAACGAGAGAGAGGAGGGGGUUAGGGAAAAAAAGAGCCUCUUUCUGUUUGCGGUGUGGCUGCUGUGCUGUCAUUGCAGCCCAGCCUGCCGAGUAGCGCGGACGGGAGCGAGAGGGAGACGACGAACCACGUCUCCAUCCCGGGAUUUAUUGGCUGCAAGAGGACGGGCACACACAAAAGGGGGUGGAAAACAAAUCGCAUCUCGGAGACACUUUGGACAAUGUUUCUGUUGCAGUACACAGGACUCAAUGCUCUACCCUUUGAUCCGGCCACCAACAACGACCCCCUUCACUUUAACAGCUCCAGCGGAUCGCUGGUGACAGAGUGUCCACCUUUGGAAAACGCAUCUGAAAACAGCAAGAAAAGGAAACGAGCCAGCCAGCCUCCAGAGGGAAUCCACAACAUGACCAUGGAGUCCAACUCCAUAUCCAUGCCCAUGUCAGACCCCAACGCCUGGGCCACUGCCAUGAAUAACCUGGGAAUGCCUCCAAUAGGUAUCACAGGGCAGCCUCUGAUGCCAGAUUUUGACCCCAACCUCGGGAUGAUGACCGGGAUCACCCCCAUAAACCCCUUGAUGCCCGGCCUCGGCAUGGUGCCCGCGCCCCUGUCACAUGAUGUGCCUGUCGUCAAGGAGAUCAUUCACUGCAAGAGCUGCACCCUCUUCCCUCCUAACCCCAAUCUCCCUCCUCCAGCAACCAGAGAGCGCCCUCCAGGUUGCAAGACGGUGUUUGUCGGCGGCCUGCCCGAGAACGCCAAUGAACAGCUCAUCAUGGAAGUGUUCGGACAGUGUGGCGAUAUCACGGCCAUUCGCAAAAGCAAGAAAAACUUCUGUCAUAUUCGAUUCGCCGAAGAGUUCACGGUAGACAAGGCUCUCUUCUUGUCAGGUUAUCGUAUUCGUCUGGGAUCCAGCACAGACAAAAAAGACACCGGCCGUCUCCACGUGGACUUCGCCCAGGCCCGGGACGACCUCUACGAGUGGGAGUGUCGCCAGCGCAUGAUGGCCAGAGAGGAGCGGCACCGGCGCAAGAUGGAGGAGGACCGCCUCCGACCGCCCUCGCCCCCUCCCAUCGUGCACUUCUCAGAACAUGAGUGCAGCCAGCUGGGCGACAAGAUUAAAGAUGAUAGCAAGUUUGCCGAGGCAGUGCGCGUGCUGCUGACGUGGCUGGAACGAGGCGAGGUCAACCGCCGCAACGCCAACAGCUUUUACUCCAUGAUCCAGUCGUCCAACAGCCACAUCCGCCGCCUGAUGACGGAGAAGAGUCAGCAUGAAAAGGAGAUGGAGGAGGCCAAGGACAAGUUCAAGACAGCACUGUCUGGCAUAUUGGCUCAGUUUGAGCAGAUUGUGUCUGUAUUCCAAGCCGCUUCCAAACAAAAGGCAUGGGACCAUUUCUCCAAAGCGCAGCGCAAGAACCUGGACGUAUGGCGCAAGCAAGCAGAGGAGAUUCGAAAUAUGCACAAUGAGCAGCUGAUGGACAUCCGGCGCGAGGAGGAGAUGGAGAUGUCCGACGACGACAUGGAGGAGGCGCCAGACAGCAAAGACUCAGAGGACUCAGGCGUGCUUCAAGCCGAGGCCUUGAAGGAAGAGAACGACUCACUGCGCUGUCAGCUGGACGCUUACCGUAACGAGGUGGAGCUGCUCAAGCAGGAGCAAGGCAAGAAUCAGCCAAUGAGGAGCGAGGAAGACAGCACGCACACUCAGCAGCUCAGCUUCCUCCAGCAGGCGCUGCAAGGCAUGCAGAAGCAACUCUUGAAGAUGCGUGAUGAGCUGAAGCAGCGGGAGUGCGAGUUGGAGAAGAGUCUGGAGGACAGACAGCAGCUCAAACAUCAAGUUCACACACUGAAGGAAGGACUCCAAAACAUACAGAAGACACAGCAGGAACGAUCCAAACAAGACGACAGAGGCAGCGAGGAGGCAGCUAAUCAAACCAAUGAAAGUACAACAGUGUCUUGUUGUCAGGAGAGGGAAGGGCCAACACAGAGAAGGUCACCAAGUCCUGUCCACUCAGAGAGAGAAGCUCUACUCGUCGGGAUCAUCUCCACUUUCCUGCACGUGCAUCCCUUUGGAGCUAGCAUCGAGUACAUCUGCUCCUACCUGCAGCGCCUCGACACCAAGAUCAACCCAACUGAGGUGGAGGCUCUUCUCUCGCGGCUGCCCUGCACCUUCAGGCAGGAGCUGACGGGCGUGGGCGCCAGUCUGGAGAAACGUUGGAACUUCUGCGGAUUCCAGGGCAUCAAGAGCACGUAAGGGCGCGCGCGGGGGGAGCACCAAAUCCCUCCACGGCUGUCAAGACGCCGUCUCCACAGUUACAGGAAUGUUUACUUGACACAGUCGCGACUCUCUGGGAGUCGAGGCAGACGAUUCACUGGAUUCGUACGCGAGCACGACUCACCCACGUAGGUCGGGCCUCAAAGCUUUCUGAGCCUUUUUGGCGGGAGGGAGCAGGAAUACACUGGACUAUUACCUGCGGCGUCAUCAGGGUUGAACUCUUGGAACCUCCGAAACCCUGCAGCCUCCAUCCCGCCUCUUCUUUUUUAGUUUUAUUUUAUGUUGUCCUUCCUUGUUUGAACACAGAUUAUGAAAUGAUGAAAAAAGAUAUCAUAUAUUUCUUCAUUUUAUGUAAAGGCUGUGAAGAGUCAUAUAGAAUUGUUGUUAUACGCUGUACAUGCUUGGAUUGUAUUUUUGAUUAUAAAAAAUGAAUUUGAAUAUGCCUCUGUUUUGGUUUCAUUUUCAUGGACUUUCACUUUUAAUUUAGGGUAAAUUAAGUAAUAUAACAACUCAGAGAUUGAUAUAAUAUAAAUACUGUAUUGGCCCGAAUAUAAGACGGCCCAGAUUAUAAGACGACCCCCUCUUUUUCAAGACUCAACUUUGAAAAAAGACUUUUUGAACACCAAAUUAUUUCUAUACAGAAAAUAAUUACAGUACAUCUGAAACAAAUGAUUAUAACAAUA